Molecule: messenger RNA, 432 nt
Organism: Salvia hispanica
Lineage: Eukaryota; Viridiplantae; Streptophyta; Magnoliopsida; Lamiales; Lamiaceae
Source: RefSeq, a predicted model, not a curated record
AUGUGCUCCAAAAUCGAUCUCUUCUCACCAUUGAGCAUGUCGAUCAACCUAAAAGAAGAAAGCAUAAAAUGCGCUCCAAAUCACGAAAUUCAAUCAGAAUUUCACGAAGAUCGCGGCAAUUCUGAUCGUGGAGAGGAAGAAGGAAAUGCUAGCAGAGGAAAAUUAGAAAAAUCGGUAGGUGAUGAAGAAGAGGAGCUGGAAGGAUUCACAACUCCGACAUCGCUGGAUCACAAAAUUCCGGCGAUCGCGCAGUGCCCUCCGCCGCCGGGGAAAACAAGGACUUGGUACCCGACGCUGAAAAGGCCGGAGUUUAGGCGCCGCCUACUGUUCUUCACGGCGGCUGAGAUUGAAUCGCUUUUUUUGUCGCCGAUUAGCGGAGGCGUAGUCAAUGUGGAGGAGAAGAAAUCGAAGAAAGCUCGAACGGCUCAAUAA